Messenger RNA from Lactuca virosa, 1812 nucleotides. The record is from the annotation of a GenBank genome assembly. Lineage: Eukaryota; Viridiplantae; Streptophyta; Magnoliopsida; Asterales; Asteraceae.
AUGGGUUGUGCUCCUACAAAGCCCUUGUUGGAUACAUCCCAUCAGGGUCUCCACAAAUUGAAAAUGGAAAAUGGGUACGUUAGAGGAGGAUCAAGAAAGUCAGUUUCCGGCGGCCGGAAUUUGAGCAGCUCCGGCGGCAGUAGCAGCAGUACUGGUAGCCGGAAGGAGAAGAUGCUCAUGAAUGGUAAAGAAGGGAAGGAGGCUGGAAGUACUGUUAGGAGCACAGGUAGUGGUGGUACUAGUAGUAGUGGUGGUGGUCGUGGCGGCAGUGACGGUGGUGUGGUGACGCGGAGGAGCAGUGUGUCGCCGAAGCUUGAUAAUUCCGAUGAGUUAGUUGAUGGGUGGCCGAAAUGGCUCACUGAUAAUGUUCCAAAAGAUGCUCUUGAUGGAUUGAUCCCGAAGAGUGCUGAUGCUUAUGAUAAGCUUGAUAAGGUGGGGUCGGGGACUUAUAGCAAUGUGUACAAGGCUCGAGAUCGAAAAACCAAGAAAAUUGUCGCUCUCAAGAAAGUUCGUUUUGACACUUCUGAACCCGAAAGUGUAAAGUUUAUGGCACGAGAGAUCAUGAUGUUAAGGAAGCUUGAUCAUCCAAAUAUUGUGAAGCUUGAAGGUUUAGCAACCUCGCGAAUGCAAUACAGCUUAUAUCUAGUAUUCGACUAUAUGCAAACUGAUUUAUCAAGGAUUAUUUCUCGGCCCGAUGAACGGCUUACCGAGCCUCAGGUGAAAUCAUAUAUGCAACAAUUGCUUUCAGGCCUUCAACACUGUCACGAGAGAGGAAUUUUGCAUCGAGAUAUUAAGGGUUCAAAUCUAUUGAUCGAUAGAAAUGGGAUGCUAAAGAUAGCCGAUUUUGGGCUUGCAAACUAUUACAAUCCAAGAAGACCUGUUGCCCUCACAAACCGAGUUGUGACACUUUGGUAUCGAGCCCCCGAGUUGUUGCUAGGUACGACUCAUUACGGUCCAACUAUCGAUCUUUGGAGUGCCGGAUGUCUCUUGGCAGAAAUGUUUGCAGGAAGGCCUAUUAUGCCCGCAAGAACCGAGGUUGAACAACUUCACAAGAUUUUCAAGCUUUGUGGGACACCACCCGAAGAUUAUUGGAAGAAAUUGAAGUUAUCAACAACGUUUAGACCACCACAUUCAUACAAAUCGAAUCUUCGAGAAGCUUUUAGAGACUACCCGAGAUCGGCAUUGGGACUUUUAGCCAUUCUUCUAGCUCUAGAUCCGGUGUUUCGUGGUUCGGCUAGUUCUGCCCUCCAACACGAGUUCUUUCACACAAGCCCAUGGGCGUGUGAUCUUAGUGGUUUGCCUGUGGUUAAAGUAGACGACGAUGAUUUGGCUCAAACAAACGAGCCACGAAAGAUUAGAAAGUCGAGGACACGACAAAGGUCUAGAGCUCUAAAAGAGCAACGAAAAAAGGAUCAAACUGUCGAAAAUCCGAACAUAGAUUCGGCUUCUCCAAAAGAGGAAGCCGAAAAGAAGCAAGAAGUCGAGAUAAAAAUCGAUGAGCUUGUGAUAUCCAAAACAAGCCCGUUUUCGCCUCAUGUGGGCCCAAGCCCAAGCCCAACGAAGGAAACCCUAGCUCCUCUACCCUCUCCAGACAAUUUAUACCAACGCUACAGAAGACAAAUGAGUGAAUCACACCCUAAUGCAAAAAUGAACAUCAAGAAUCGGCCCCCACUACCCGGUGCUAAAAGAUUAUCCGACAAAUACGGUGGCAUGAUUGAUGAACAUCUGACCCAUGUUCCAAGAUCCUCUUCCACAAGAGAAUAUCGAAACAUGGAUCAAAGAAAACUCGACUUCAAUCUACACGAUGAUUAG